GAGGAGCCGCCCGGCGCCGCGGCAGUGCACGGGGAAGGAGGGCAGCGGCGGGAGGGAGGAAGCUAUGUGGUGCGCUCGGAGCCGGCGGUGCCGCCCGGUGCCCUCAGGGUUUUUCUUACGGGCUCCCUCGCGUCGCAGGCCCGUUCUUUCUGCGCUGAGGGCUGCUGGCGGGUACCACGCAGCGCUGCACGCUGCUGUUUCGGGUGUAGGUGCGCGAUAAUCCGCAGCCCGCCCUGCUCUGGCAGCCCCCGGUGAGACGGGGCUCGGCCGUGGAGCGGCCCCGGCGUUGCGGCAGGGGGCAGCAGCCGGCAGCUGCUCUCCCGGAGGGCGUUUCACGGAGCAGGGAGACAUAAACGGCAAGUCUGGCCUCUCCCUCGGGAAAAACGCAGGAGGUAGCUGCCAGCUCUCCGUAAGAGAGAAGGUGCUUUGUAAGGACAAAGCUGAGCUGAAAGGACACCACAGCCAUCUUCAGCAGGUUAAUACUUUGACUUUCUGACACCAAGAACCUAGGAGAUAAUCCCUCAGGUUAGAGCCGUCUUGAAGAUGAAGCCCUGGCUGCAAUUGGUGCUCUUGACCUGUUUUUGCUUGUUCUGGCAAACAGAAGCCGAGUUUUUCACCUCUAUAGGUCAAAUGACGGAUCUGAUUUAUGCAGAGAAAGACUUAGUGCAAUCUUUAAAGGAAUAUAUCCGAGCAGAAGAAUCCAAGCUUGCUCAGAUUAAAAGCUGGGCUGAAAAAAUGGAUGUACUGACUAGCAAAUCAACCUCCGAUCCUGAAGGAUAUCUGGCACAUCCUGUAAACGCAUAUAAACUGGUGAAGCGUUUAAAUACUGAUUGGCUGGAAUUAGAAAACCUAGUUCUUCAGGAUACAACAAAUGGCUUUAUUGCAAAUCUCACAAUUCAGCGUCAGUUUUUUCCAACUGAGGAAGACGAGACUGGAGCUGCAAAGGCUCUGAUGCGCCUGCAGGACACAUACAAACUAGAUCCUGAGACUCUCUCUCGAGGUAACUUACCAGGAACAAAAUAUAGAUCCUCUUUGACAGUGGGAGACUGCUUUGGCAUGGGCAAAACUGCUUAUAAUGAUGGAGACUAUUAUCAUACAGUACUCUGGAUGGAACAAGCCUUAAAACAGCAUGAUGAAGGGGAGGAUACCACAGUCAGCAAAGUGGAGAUCCUAGAUUAUCUCAGCUAUGCUGUUUUCCAGUUUGGGGAUUUACAUAGAGCCACGGAACUCACCAGACGUCUGAUAUCUCUUGACAGUACUCAUGAGAGAGCAGGCAGUAAUCUCCGUUACUUUGAGAAAUUGCUGGAGAAGGAGAGAGAAGAUAAGUCAUUAAAUAAGACAAUAACUACAACAGAACCUGUGGUGCAAGGUGGGGCCUACGAGAGACCUCUUGACUACUUACCGGAGCGUGAUAUCUAUGAGGCCCUCUGCAGAGGUGAAGGGGUGAAAAUGACACCUCGAAGACAGAAAAGGCUGUUUUGUAGGUACCAUGAUGGAAACAGGAACCCUCAUCUGCUAAUAGCUCCCUUUAAAGAGGAAGAUGAAUGGGAUAGCCCUCAUAUUGUACGAUACUAUGAUGUCAUGUCUGAUGAAGAAAUUGAGAAAAUCAAACAACUAGCUAAGCCAAGGCUGGCACGAGCCACAGUACGUGAUCCCAAAACCGGUGUCCUUACAGUGGCUAGCUACAGGGUAUCAAAAAGCUCAUGGUUGGAAGAAGAUGAUGAUCCUGUUGUGGCCAAGGUAAAUCACCGAAUGCAGCAGAUCACUGGCUUAACAGUAAAAACAGCUGAACUAUUGCAGGUUGCUAAUUAUGGAAUGGGAGGGCAGUAUGAACCACAUUUUGACUUUUCUAGGCGACCCUUUGACAGCACACUCAAAUCGGAAGGAAAUAGGCUAGCGACGUUUCUUAACUAUAAAGAUGAACCAGAUGCUUUCAAGCGGUUAGGGACUGGAAAUCGUGUGGCCACUUUUUUAAACUAUAUGAGUGAUGUAGAAGCUGGAGGUGCUACAGUUUUCCCAGACUUUGGGGCAGCAAUAUGGCCUAAGAAGGGUACAGCAGUGUUUUGGUACAACCUUUUCAGAAGUGGUGAGGGUGACUAUAGAACGAGGCAUGCAGCUUGUCCAGUCCUAGUAGGGUGUAAAUGGGUUUCAAACAAAUGGUUUCAUGAAAGAGGAAAUGAAUUCUUAAGACCUUGUGGGAGAACAGAGGUCGAUUGAGAUCCAACCUGCUGUGGACGAUCAUUUUUUCUUUUCCUUCCAUCUCCUUUUCUACUGUUUGUUCUUCCAGUUCAUUUCUAAGAAAUGAUCCAUCUUUUAUUCUCUAAGAGUCCUAGCACUUUAUCCAAAAAGGACAACAAAAUGUAACAGCUGUGAGUGAAAGCAAAUGGUAUGUUACACAUCCUUGUGUUUUGGUUACUGUUAAUUCUCCAUCACUGUUCAUCCCCCAGCCAUCUUUCUCAUUUUACCCUUCAAUCCUUACAACUUCCAGCAGAAGUGGUGCAAACAGUGCUGUGGGUGAUUCACAUGUUUGGGUGCCUGGUCUUGUGCCUUUGUACCUCAGAAGUUUUAGAUGUUAAAUAUUUCUUUGAACCAAAGUUUGUGUACAUGUUGAUUUUAUUGUAUUUCUGUGGAUCACAAGUUUUGAAACAAAAAUAAAAGCUCUUUACAAAAAGCA
Messenger RNA from Rhea pennata, 2674 nucleotides. It is a transcript of the gene P4HA2, whose product is annotated as prolyl 4-hydroxylase subunit alpha 2. Bases 544 to 2217 code for a protein of 557 amino acids. The record is from RefSeq and is a predicted model, not a curated record. Gene Ontology annotation, molecular function: iron ion binding; procollagen-proline 4-dioxygenase activity; protein binding. Gene Ontology annotation, biological process: peptidyl-proline hydroxylation to 4-hydroxy-L-proline. The transcript is spliced from 17 exons. NCBI's taxonomy places the organism in Eukaryota, Metazoa, Chordata, Aves, Rheiformes, Rheidae. Gene Ontology annotation, cellular component: endoplasmic reticulum.